Molecule: messenger RNA, 1347 nt
Organism: Haemonchus placei
Lineage: Eukaryota; Metazoa; Nematoda; Chromadorea; Rhabditida; Trichostrongylidae
Source: the annotation of a GenBank genome assembly
AUGGCAGAACCAACCACAGAAAAAAGCAACGAACCGCAUUUCACGGGCGAUCCAAAGGAUGCUCCUAUUCCUCCUCCUUAUUUAACCAAACUCAGUCGUCCCCCUUCACCCGGACACCUUAUGGAGAUUCGUGGAGUCGUCAACAACAAUGCUAAAAAGGUAAACAUGUGGAGGGAGCUGUCCAAACAGAUCUACCGUUCCUCAAAGGGCAACCAUUCCAACUUGGCCUUCGGUCAAAAAUUCAUCAUUCAUGGAACCCCUAGGGGCGAGAUCUUCAGUAUCGAUCUCAUCGGCCCUUCCAAUAGUGUUCCGUUCUCAUUCACGCCCUCUUUCAGAAAGAACCAGAUAGUGCGUAAUGCAAGCAAGCAGGGCGAGUGGGGGGUAGAAGAAACCGAAGGGAAGUUUCCCUUUGAAAGGGAUCAAGAUUUCGUUCUGAUAAUUCAGUACGAUAUGUCUGAUAUCAAGUACUUCGUGAACCGUAAGCAAGUUGGAUCGUUUGUUCAUCGGUUUGAUGAUCCCGAAAGGGCCUGCACAGGAAUGCGAAUCCUCGGACCUGUCGAAGUGUACAGCGUAGAAUUGGCUCAUGUUGCGGAUUCUCGCAUUCCUGUUCCGCUUACGGUUAGGCUAGGCCAGAGGCUUAGGGCCGGAGAAACUAUUUGCAUCCGUGGGGCCGUCAAGAGUGAAGCUAGUGGGUUUGACGUCAAUUUCCUCCGGGGCGAAAGGGAAGAAGGUCAAAUGCAGACAGUGCUGCAAGUGGAUUUCCGUUUCGAUGAGAACGCAAUCAUCAUGAAUAGCUUCACAGAUGGCGCAUGGGGAGAAGCAGAACGAGUGUCGAUGCCGUUGCAAAAAGGGGAUUCAUUCGAUGUCAGAAUCGGUGUCACUGUCGCUAGCAUGGAGAUUUCCUGUAACGGGAAUUUGAUUCAAGAAUACAAACAUCGUGUUCCAUACGAUGAAAUCACCUAUAUCCAAAUUAAUGGAGACUGUACCCUUACGAAUGUCUUUGGGACGGGACGAAGGUACUUCUCGGUCCCAUGGUUGACGGGAUUCCCAGACGGUAAUCUGAAAACGGGCCAGAGUGUACAGGUGCAUGGCGUAUCCAAAGGUAAUAGCUGGAACCUUGAUCUGCUCGACACUAAUGAUGACAUUCUGUUCCGUUUUAGUCCUCGGUUCGAUAAUAAACAGAUAGUGCGUAAUUCGUCCAAGGCUGGACAGUGGGCUAACGAGGAAAGCAGCGGACCGUUUCCUUUUGAAAUGGAUCAGCCAUUUGAUCUUAUUAUUGAGAACGACCCGUCUUCACUGAAGGUGGGACACUAUCGAAGCAAAAAGUUACUCCUAUUUUAUUUUUGA